CACACACACACACACACACACACACACACACACACACACACACACUUUAAGAGCAUAGACUCCUCCAUCUUCCCAGACACUUAGAAUAAUGUGGUUGAUUAUUUAGAUAAUUCAGGUAUAUUCCACAUUCCAUCUUUAGAGAUUAUUUAGAAAAAUAUUAAUAGCAUAUAAAUAUGCAGCUUGCCAUGCAAUUGCAAUCAACGGAAAAUGUCAAUACUCACUGCAUAAAGAAUAACCUCUCACACAUGAGGGGGUCAUUGCCUCGGUGGGACUCGUGGAGGCGCUGUUCUGUCUGGCGCACCUUAAUUUGUCUCUUUCCUAGCCAGUAGAACCUAGUUUACGACAAAAACAAAUCAAUGUACGGCAGCUCAGCUGUCGCACGUUAAAGCAAUAAGUGUGCUAUGGUUUUUCUAAAAGCAGGCUUAUUCAUCUUUAAAUUGUUAAAUUAAUGAAUAGCUCUAUUAAAGUGAUAACAACUCAUCUGAGCAAUGCUUACAUUGAUAUGCUUGUAUACAUCUAUAUAUGGGCCUAUAUGUAUAUGAUAGCAUUUUUUGAUUUCCCAUGCCCCCCCUGAAUGGUUCUUGGUCCCCUCCUGAUCCACCUCAAUCGUCUAGCUAAGUGCUUCUCAAACCUUUUCUAAAAGUGUAACCCUUCUAAGAUAUUUUUCGGCUGAGUUCCCCCUUCACAAGCACUAAAUAUUUUUGGGAUAUUUUUUUUUUAAUGACCAUAAAUAAUGCAUGGGCGUUCUAUUUGGCAGGGUAAACAUGAGCAUUAACAGGCUACAAAUACUCACAAUUUAGUGAAAAAAUGGGCCUGUUCUAAUUUCUCCGAAUUUUCUUAGGAUUACCCCCUCAGUACUCUGUGGGUACGCGUACUCUCAUUUGGUCAUCGUUUUUCUUUUCAGUAAUUACGGUAAUAUACAGGAAGAGGCCAUUGGGCGCCUGCCGUUCUAGGAUAAACUGGCAUCACGGGGUUCCGUUUGAUAUCAGUAACUUACCUCUCGCCGGUAGUGAGGUAUAAUAGGUUAAUAAACAUGUCACCAUGCGGCUCAACUAUGGAAGAACAGCUGUCGUCCAUAAUGGACGUACUUGCGAAAUCGGCUGUAUCUGAAAUUAGCCAACUGUUCUCGGAGGGGUCGGCUUCUCUUCGCUUAGAAGUAACUCAGAGCCGCAAAGAAAACGAAUUGCUGAGGAUGAGGAUGAAGGUGAUGAGGAGUGAGCUGUUUUCUUUGCGGCUUCAAACAAGAUCGAAUGCAUCGCGUGCGGAAAGUGGUUUUGCCCUGGCCCGAGCCAACAUCAACAAACUACGGACUAAAUCAUUGGAAAAUGGCCCAAAGCCCCUGAUGGACCACAAGGCGGUUGUACAUCCCCCUUUUCAUUCACCAUCCAAAAGUGAGGCUUUGUCAGUUACAAGUCCAGCAGAGCAGGAGACCCCCGGAAUAAUUUUAAUCAAGAUUGAAGAGGAUAUCAGUGGAUGCAGGCCAGCAGACUGCGAUGCCUUUGGAGACCGCAUCUCGCAGAGCGGAGCCACCUUGGAGAGUCUGCAUGUGGAUGCCCCUGGCUCCUCCCAUGUGUCCAGUCAAAACACGGAGCUGCGGAUCCUGAGUGUCCACCGACAAGGAGGGGGGCAACUAGUGGUGGAAGGCCAUGACACCCUUUUCACCGCAUCCGAACUGGAGGCCCUGAACUCUCUGUCUGCACAUAACAGCGUGGCCAAGAGCCUGGACUGUGGCGCGUGGUUGGAUUGCCGCAAGGAGCUGGCUGUUCAGGAGACCCCAGACAACAUUUUGAUCAAGGAAGAAGUGGGUAUUGGUGGAUGCAUCCCUCCUGUAGCAGACUGCAAUGACAUUAGCACACAGCAAGGCGCCACCUCGGAUAGUCUGCAUCCGGACGCCCCUGGCUCUUCCCACAUGUCCAGUCACAAGUUCGGUCCACCUCGAUCCAGGAAGAAGUCCUACAGGUGUGACGAAUGCAUGAAGGUCUACAGUUCGGGUUUUAGCCUGAAGAUCCACAUGAGGAUUCAUUCUGGGGAGAAGCCCUACAGGUGUGACCAAUGCAUGAAGGGCUUCAGACGGAGCUACGACCUGAAGUCCCACAUGAGUAUUCACUCAGGGGAGAAGCCUUACAGGUGUGACCAAUGCACGAAGGGCUUCAGUCAUAGCUGUAGCCUGAAGAUCCACAAGAGGAUUCACUCCGGGGAGAAGCCCAGCGUGUGUCACCAGUGCAAUGUCAGCUACAGUCGCGCCAGCAGUUUGCGUCGCCACAUGUCCAAGCAGCACAAGGGCAAAGGGGUGCUUUGACACUUUAAUCCUGUAUGUGAGGAAAUUACUGCGUUAAGGUUUUUAAUCACGAUUAAAGACGCUUUCAAACCUUUU
Messenger RNA from Gadus morhua (Atlantic cod), 2374 nucleotides. RefSeq names its product zinc finger protein 271. The record is from RefSeq and is a predicted model, not a curated record. Gene Ontology annotation, molecular function: DNA-binding transcription factor activity, RNA polymerase II-specific; RNA polymerase II cis-regulatory region sequence-specific DNA binding. The transcript has 6 exons. Gene Ontology annotation, cellular component: nucleus. NCBI's taxonomy places the organism in Eukaryota, Metazoa, Chordata, Actinopteri, Gadiformes, Gadidae. Gene Ontology annotation, biological process: regulation of transcription by RNA polymerase II. The coding region runs from base 1034 to 2299 and encodes 421 amino acids.